CACAAUCUAAACUCAUUAUUAACCAUUACCAAUGCACGUCCUCUGGAGGACUCUUAGCCAUUGGACGAUACACCUGCCUCUCUCCAACGUCUAUUGCACAAACAAAUUAAUUGUUUUUCCUGUUUAACCAAAUUCGGCAUUGUAGAGUGUAGAGGCAACAAGGAUGUUCAUAUUUCCUAAUGGAGUUUCCCGGAUUUCUGGGAUUUUGAGAACAAGCUUUUCCGGCUAUUAUUGGUUACUUCCACACCCACCAUGCUUCCUUCAAUGCCAAUCUCUUCUCUUUCACACUACUUCUCAGUCUCUUACAGAUUCUGCUACCAAGGAACAACUAGAUCCAUUUUCACUUGUUGCUGAUGAAGUAUCAUUGAUUGCACAGAGACUGCGGUCAUUGGUUGUUGCUGAGGUCCCGAAGCUUGCCUCAGCUGCUGAAUAUGUCUUCAAAGAUGGUGUGGAAGGAAAGAUGACACAUUCCAAGGUUUUACUGUUAAUGGGUUCAGCAAUGGAUUUUCAUGUGGCUGAAUCACCUCCUCAAGGUGGUGGAUGUGCUUUGGCAAUUGAACAUUGUAAGAGGCAGCAUAGCUUGGCUGAGAUCACUGAGAUGAUACAUGUUGCAAACCAUAUUCAUGAUGGUAUCGUGGAUGAUGCAAAUAAAAGAGGGGGUAUUGGUUCAUUAAAUUUUGUAAUGGGAAAUAAGUUAGCACUGUUGGCAGGGGAUUUUCUGCUUUCUCGUGCUUUCAAUGCCCUUGCUUCUUUGAAAAACACAGAGGCUUUAUUGUUGCUAGGAACAGCUGUUGAGAAUCUUGUAACAGGUGAAACCAUGCAAAUGACUGCCACCGUCGAGCAACAUUGUAGUAUGGAGUAUUAUAUGCAGAAGACGUACUACAAGAGUGCAUCAUUGUUAUCAAACAGCUGCAAGACAAUGGCCCUUCUAUCUGGACAAACAGCAGGAGUUGCAAAUUUGGCUUAUGAAUAUGGAAAAAACCUGGGUUUGGCAUAUCAAUUGAUGGACGAUAUUCUUGAUUUCACAGGAACUCCAUGUUCCCUUGAAAAGGGUUUCUUAUCUAACACACCUCAUGGGAUAAUAACCGCUCCUAUAUUAUUUGCACUAGAAGAGUUCCCUCAGUUGCGUGCAGUCAUUGACCAAGGCUUUGACAAUCCUGCCAAUAUUGAUACUGCCCUGGAAUACCUCUGGAAGAGUCGAGGAAUAGAAAGAACCAGGAAGCUAGCAGAGAAGCAUAGCAGUCUUGCUGCAGCAGCUAUGGAUUCCCUCCCUGAUAGUAACAAUGAAGAUGUAAGAAAUUCCAGGCAAGCACUUGUUAUUCUUACUCAAAGAAUAAUCAGAAAGGAAUAAGUGAAAGGACAGCAUCCUUUCAGGUUCUUCUUCAUCAUUUCCAUAACCUGGACUUCGUUGUAUUUGGACCUCAGACUCAGAUUGAUUACAGAGCACUUAAUCUGAAAAAAUAAAUUUGCUUUUCCUCA
Messenger RNA from Rubroshorea leprosula, 1479 nucleotides. Lineage: Eukaryota; Viridiplantae; Streptophyta; Magnoliopsida; Malvales; Dipterocarpaceae. The record is from the annotation of a GenBank genome assembly.